AUGUCUGAUGAAACGUUUUUCCCGAUUAAGGACCUCAAGCCGCUAAUGAGCAACCUCUGCAUACAGUGCCUUAUCGUGAAGUUUGUAGAGGACCCUCCAGACCAUAUAAACAACAUAGUAAAAUACCACUACCUAGUGGCAGACAUAAGUGGCUCAGUCAUAUUAUGCAUUCCCCGCACACUCAUAGAAGAGGAACUCACCAGAAAGAAUGUAGACUUGUUUAAUGAUGACUUGGACGAUGCGGUGGAGUGGUACAGCUCCACUCCUCUCAAUUUGAACCAUCAUGUGGGUAGCGGAACGUCGAGUGAACACACAAGAUUCCUCCAUGGCAUGGGGAAAAAGCCUCUCAGCGGGACGAACACAACAAACGCGUCCAAUUUGACAGGUCCAUCAAACUUGACCAAAAUUAACAGCCCCUCCAAUUGCAAGUACUUUUUCAGGGUGGGGGAUAUCCUCAUCAUCUACAGGGGCGUAACGACGUGGUCCAUGGGGAAAAUGGUUGUCAUGCCCAGCACACGGACCAAAAAGGGAGACCCACACGAAGUCAGAGGGUCCAUUCAGAGAGUAGGCUUCUUCAACAUGGAGGUGAAUCUCGAACCGAACGUCAGCAAUUUGAUAACUUCGACGACGGAGAAGAAGUACCAGGCUGGGGUGGAGGGUCCGGGUCAGGCAGUUCGGAGUAUCCCCCCAGGGAGGAAUACAGAUGGUUGGAGGCAGGCGGCCGGAGUGAAGGGUAGCGGGCAAUCGGAGUUUCAGCGCGACGGGAAGGAGAGCAAAUAUGACAUUCUUCCCCUUCUGCGCGGCGAGGGCAUGUGGUAG
Plasmodium inui San Antonio 1 is the source of this 819-nucleotide messenger RNA. RefSeq lists its product as hypothetical. The coding region runs from base 1 to 819 and encodes 272 amino acids. The transcript is spliced from 2 exons. The record is from RefSeq and is a predicted model, not a curated record. Lineage: Eukaryota; Apicomplexa; Aconoidasida; Haemosporida; Plasmodiidae.